GUCACAGCUGGAAGUCUCUCUCCUGUUUUUAUUUUUCUUCAUCACUUGUUUUUUUGUUUGUUUUUUUCUCGGUGGCUUCUUUUCUUCUUCUUCUUCUUUCAUCCCACCGCUGAUUUUCCCGGGAAUGUUGCGGGAGUAGCGCUGUAACGGACACUCUCUGCGGUGCCUGGUAACGGUUUUACGCACGGGCUCCGCGCGCCUCCACCGCCACGAUGCUCUUCCCCGCGGUGAAUUCCUCCAACAUCACGGCUGGAGACUGCAGCGGACGCGGCUUCAACCUGACGCAGCCGCCGGACAGCGACGCCGCUGUUGCCGCAAACCUGAGCGGGAAGAGGAACUCCAGUUCGGACCCGUUUGGACGCAACGAGGAGGUGGCAAAGAUCGAGAUCACGGUGCUGAGCCUAUCGUUCGUGGCCGCGGUGGUGGGGAACCUCAGCGUCCUCGUGGCCAUGUUGCGCACGCGGCGCAAACCCUCGCGCAUGCACCUGUUCAUGAAGCACCUGAGUCUCGCGGACCUGGUGGUCGCGUUCUUCCAGGUGCUGCCGCAGCUCUGCUGGGAAGUCACUUUCCGCUUCUACGGCCCGGACUUCCUGUGCCGCAUCGUGAAGCACCUGCAGGUUCUGGGCAUGUUCGCGUCCACGUACAUGAUGGUGAUGAUGACCGUGGACCGCUACAUCGCCAUCUGUCACCCGCUGCAGACGCUGCAGAAGCCCACGCAGCGCGCGUACUUCAUGAUCGGCAGCACGUGGCUGGUGAGUCUGGUUCUGAGCAGUCCGCAGUACUUCAUCUUCUCCCUGACCGAGGUCCACCCCGGCUCCGCGGUCUACGACUGCUGGGGCCGCUUCAUAGAACCGUGGGGCACGCGCGCCUACAUCACCUGGAUCACGGCGGGGAUCUUCCUCGUGCCCGUGCUCGUGCUCGUGCUCUGCUACGGCUUCAUCUGCCGCGCGAUCUGGACGAACCUCAAGUACAAGACGCGCAGGAAGAGCGUGGGCGCGGUGGUGGAGGCCACGAAGACCCGGAUCCUGGGCCGGGAGUCGGUCAGCAGCGUCAGCACCAUCUCACGCGCCAAACUGCGCACGGUGAAGAUGACCUUCGUGAUCGUGGUGGCAUACAUAGUUUGCUGGGCGCCUUUCUUUGCCGUGCAGAUGUGGUCCGUGUGGGACGAGACUUCCUCGUGGGUCGACUCUGAGAACACCAUCGUGACUCUGUCGGCGCUGCUCGCCAGCCUCAACAGCUGCUGUAAUCCCUGGAUCUACAUGAUCUUCAGCGGUCACCUCCUCUCAGACUUCGCCCGCACCCUCCCGUGCUGCCGCCGCCUCAGGACCGGGUUCAGACACCAGGACUCGGACAGCAGCAUCCGCCGCACCACGCUGCUGACUCGCCAGCAGGGCUCUCGCCUCUCGGAGCCCUUCAAGGACUUAAACCCCGUCCCCAGGAACUGCCCUCAGGUCCCAGCCAUGUCCUGACCUCCGCACAACCUCGUGUGACCUCGUCACAGGUCCGAUCUGGAGUGGAAACGUUAACUCCUGCUUUGUUUUGGCUUUUUUUUGUUAAACGUAAAAAACGGAUUCUGCCACUUGAACCUGAGCUUUUAUCGCGCUGUUCUCUUUGUGGACGUGUCAAACAUGAAAUGUGGAAACUGCUGGGCUUCCACAUGCGUCUCCGUGGUGAUGCUUCCUGCCAGAUUACCAGAGGAACCAGACAAACCGGGCAGAGCGAGGAGGAACAGAAACUUACGUUCUUAUUUAAAUGCACAUGUCACUGUUUGUAUCUGCCGUGAGACCUCAUGCACGUCACACUUAAAAAAAAAAAAAAAAACACAGGACUAUCCCUUUAACGUCCAAGGUAGGUUUACGAGCUUUUUUUUUUUUUGAAUAUUUAAAUGUUAAGAUUCUCAAUUUCUUUCUGUCAAUCGUGUUAAAACAAACAAAUGAAGUCAACAUUAUGUUUAAAAUGUUUUUUUUCCAGGUUUUUUUUUUUUUUUACAAAUUGGAGGAAAAAUUUUAAUUUCUGUGAUUUUAGAAAAAUCAGAUACGUCAGGAUUUAACUGUUUAUUUGUGCUUUCAUGGGAUUUAUUCACAGUAAAAUGCUGUAAAUGUAGAAUAUCACCUGAUUUAAAGCCUUCAAAUACUUUGUGUCGUUACUUUUGGCUACAAAGUAUAAUUAUAGUGUGUAAUUUAACAGGUGAAAUGACUCUAAUGUGGUGCAAGGUUGUGUCAUGAACACAUUAUCACCUUUUAAUGUUAAUGUUGUGAUAGAAAUUAGCUUAUUUUCACAUCCAGCUGCUACAAUAUCCAUGAAAAAUGUUGCGUCUGUGUGUCGCCACCUAGUGUCGGCUAUCUUUUACCUCCAUGUUUGGCCUCCACCGCUUACUGAGAGAAGGAGUCGUCUAAAUGAAUUAAUAGCUAUUCUGACAAUCGAUAAGAUAUGUUACAGUGUUUUGUUUUUUUACAAUUAAAUCCACAUUUCUGUGAUUUUUCAGCUCCUUAAAUGUGAAUAUCUUCUGGUUUCUUUUCUCCAUGUAACAAAGAAAUCAUUCAAACUGAAUCAUUUUAGCUUGUUGACCAAACACGACAGUUGAGAACGUCAUUGUUUCCAAAUUUUGGAAACAAGAAUCGUUAUUUUCUUACAUUUUACGGAGUUGUAGGUUAAUUGAGAAAAUAUCCAUGUAAACACGUUAGCCUUGCUGAAGUCGUACGAAAUCCAACUUCUUAAAAGUCGGACGAAGAUAUUAUGGGAAGAUAAAAAAAAAGAAAAAUCAACCCGUGGAUAUUUAUUUACGCAAAACUUAGACGUUCAUCAUCAUCAUCAUCGUCCUCCGCUUAUCCGGGGGCAGCAGUUUCCGCACGGGAUCCCGAACUUCCCUUUCCCACAUUGACCAGCUCCGACUGAGGGAUCCCGAGGGGUUCCCAGGCCAGAGUGGAGAUGUCAUCUCUCCACCUUGUCCUAGGUCUACCCCGAGGCCUCCUCCUAGCUUAGAAACUUAGACGUUUGCGUUCACAAAUAAGUAAAUAUAAUAAUAUAUUCAGCAAACCUUAAACUUUCUAUGACUCUUCAUUUUGUAAAUCCCUGUUCAGAUAAAAACGACUACAAACAAAACUAAUGAGAUCAUUUAAUAUUAAAAGGUUUAAUUAAAUUUAAGCACCAUAUCAUCAACACAAACCUAAUAAAAGAUGAAUUUAUAUAUAACACUGUUUGUAUUUUGCGUAUAAAUGUUUUAAAAGUGUAAUAUUCCUGAUUUUACUGAAGUUUCUGUGAUUUUUCAGCUUCUAAAAUGUGAAUAAUGUUCUGGUUUCUUCUUCCAUGUAACAAAGAAAUCAUUAAAACUGAAACAUUUGAUCAUUUCCAGGUUUUUGAAGCAGUUUCUUACAUUUUAUGGACCAACGACUAAUUGAUUAAUUGAGGAAAUAGUCGACAGAUUAAUCGAUUAUGGAAAUAAUUGUUACUUAAAUGUACGUACAGUAGUUAAAAAAUGUAAAGAUGAAACUGAUCAAAGUUGCUGCAGAUUAAUUUCCUGUCUCGUCUCCGUUGAAUAAAUCAAAGUCUUUCAACUUCUUAAUUUAUCUCCUUCUCCACCAUGUUUUACAUUAAUGACUAAUUAAACUGUCUUGAAAUUAAUUAUUAUUACAGUCACACUAAAGCCGUGUUAACGU
Molecule: messenger RNA, 3656 nt
Organism: Solea solea (common sole)
Lineage: Eukaryota; Metazoa; Chordata; Actinopteri; Pleuronectiformes; Soleidae
Product: arg8-vasotocin receptor-like
Exons: 2
Coding region: 213-1469 (418 amino acids)
Biological process (GO): G protein-coupled receptor signaling pathway; positive regulation of vasoconstriction; regulation of systemic arterial blood pressure by vasopressin
Cellular component (GO): membrane
Molecular function (GO): peptide binding; vasopressin receptor activity
Source: RefSeq, a predicted model, not a curated record